Molecule: messenger RNA, 2934 nt
Organism: Venustampulla echinocandica
Lineage: Eukaryota; Fungi; Ascomycota; Leotiomycetes; Helotiales; Pleuroascaceae
Product: Phosphodiesterase
Exons: 4
Coding region: 1-2934 (977 amino acids)
Biological process (GO): signal transduction
Molecular function (GO): 3',5'-cyclic-nucleotide phosphodiesterase activity
Source: RefSeq, a predicted model, not a curated record
AUGGAAUACGCUGCUUGCAAUGUUGUGUAUGUGGAUUGCGCAGCUCCAGAGGAUAAAUUAGUAAAGCGGAGCGAUUCGACGUUUACUUCUGCGACAAGCAAUGGCCAAAAUAAAUUGGCAGAAGAUGGCACACUUCCCCGGAACUCCUCGGUCAUGGAGGAGAAUCUACGAAUGUUACUAGGGACAUUCAGUGAAGUCCAUAUAUGCGCCACGGGCAAGUCUUGCAUAUCCAAGUUAUCCGAAUUGAAUCAAUCCUCCAUUGUCGAAUUAAUACCUACGCUGGUCCUCGUCGAUAUCCCAUACGAAGACCAGCUACAAGUAAGGCCGUCGAGGGAUAUGCGAACGCCUUCCCCUAGCUCGAAACAGCAGGUUGAUGGGUUUCUAGAGGAUCCAUCAGUAACCGAAGCAUAUGGGUUAAGCUUACUGCAAUGGAUAGUGUCGGAAAUUCAAUAUCAGAGCCUUUCGAAGCUCAUCGUCCCCGUAGCCUUGGUCGCCCUCCCAGAUAAUAAUUCCCUGACAGUUACUCCAAGGGGCCGCGCCGAGUCAAGGUCCGAAGGAUAUCUCAACUACGAUCCUUUUGGGUCCAACUCGAAAAGGCGGGGAGGUUCGGGUAACCCACUAGAUCAAGUGAGGACAAUGAGGUAUUUGGACAUUGGAGCUGUAGAUGUAUUAACGAGCCCGCUGUUGCAAGACCGAUUGCCUAGCCUUGCCGCACAUGCAUAUCGAGCUCAUAAAGAUGCUUCGAAAGAGCAAAGAGCAUUAUUAGAGUUGAAGCGGGGAAGGAAGCGUUCUUGGGUAGGAGUGGAUGAUCAGAAGCCAUACGCAUAUUUACGAGAAGCCAUGGUAUCGGGAUUAAUGGAUGGGAUUUGCAAGCUUGGUGGAGAUGAUGAGCCGUUUGGCUAUAUCAGAAUCACUGUGGCGCUAGAUCGCCGGGAGGAGAUAGCCGCUGCUGUUGGUGCAUGGCAGUUUUCGGCCCAUGAUUUCACAGACGACGAGCUUCUCCAUGCGGCGUUACUGAUGUUACAGCAUGCGCUCGCGAUGCCAGAGCUUGAGAAGUGGCGGAUAUCGACAGAAAAUCUCACAGCCUUCCUGUUUGCCAGCCGCUCGGCGUACAAUGCGUUUGUCCCGUAUCACAAUUUCCGCCAUGUCAUCGAUGUCUUACAAGCAACAUUCUACUUCCUUCUCCAGCUUGGCCGGCUACCUCCAUACCCAUCUCCUUGCACAGCUUCACCGAAAAUUCCCCCCUCACCUAUUGCCACUCUCAUAAGACCCUUUGAAGCUCUAACAUUGCUGAUUACCGCUAUUGGUCACGAUGUGGGUCAUCCGGGGGUCAACAAUGCAUUUCUUGUUGCUCUCAACGCGCCUCUCGCCCAACUUUAUAAUGAUAGAUCGGUCCUAGAAUCAUUCCACUGCGCCGCAUACUCACAAAUAUUGCGUCGCCACUGGCCAUCUGCCUUCUUAGAACCUGACAUGAGAAAGUUAAUGAUUAACUCGAUCCUAGCGACGGAUAUGCAAUUACAUUUUGAUUACAUGAAAAAGCUUGGCUGGCUACAAGAGAAACUCCAUGAGAAUGGAGGAAUUGAUGGUUGGAAUGGCAGAAUCAUCGAAGACCAACGAACCCUUGCUUGUUCGUUAUUAAUAAAAUGUGCGGAUAUUAGCAACGUGGCUCGAAAAUAUGAUGUGGCAGCUCAGUGGACUAUGAUUUUGACGGACGAAUUCUCUCGUCAAGCUACCAUGGAACAAGAUCUUGGUAUACCAACAGCUCUUUUCGCAGCACCUGUCCGCGAAACUAUCGAACUGGGGAAGUCCCAAAUCAGCUUCAUAAACAUGUUUGCGAUGCCAUUAUUUCAAGGGGUAACCGAUAUAAUGCCGGCUAUGGCUUUCUCUGUUGAUGAACUACAGCGCAAUAAGUUGUUUUGGAGCGAGAAGAUUGUAGAGGAGCAAGCGAAAAAGAGACAAAACAGCGGUGAUUCAGCUCUCACUGAAGGCACAUUCUCACCUCGAACGAUGAGCGUGGCGGUAUCUUCUGAUUCGACUGUGCAGAAAUCAGCUAAUGCAUUUCCCGCCGAGGUUGACCUCAGGAUCAAAUCAUUGCUACAGAGCAAUCCUUUUACGCCAGCAAACGGUACCUUGGCGGAAGAAACCCCCCAAUCUUUACCGAAGCUAUCCACCCAGAACGCUACCGACACGCCCAUUCUCGGUUCGAGUUUAAGUGAAGAAUCAGGUUCUCACUCGCCACCACGCCUGAGCAUUGCUACUGCCAAUGGUUACGGGGUUCUAGAUCACAAAAACAAAGCCACUGAGAUUGUCACCAACGGCAAGGCGCAACGCGAUAGAAUGGCAACACGCCCCCCAGUCGAUAUACUCUCCAAUGGCUGGUCCCAAGGUGAUGAACCUCCAAUAUCUUCGUCGGUUUUCGCUGAGCGUGUAGUUCUACCCCGGGAACCGGAACAAGUUCUCAAGGCCGAAUCCUCAGAUAAACAGCGCAGCAGUGAUGGUACAGAAGGAAGUAGUUCGGCAACGGGAGAUUGGACAAGCCAAGCGACUAGCGCAAAUACCCCCAAAAUGCCCCUUUCGCCAAGCACUCGAGGGACGAGCAUCACAAGUCGGGAUUCGAAUGAAAAGGCCUCGUUGGGUCGGACACCGACGGGGAGCCCUUCGGGAAGUGGAUAUCGACCUCGCUCAAUGGUUGCCCCAGAUUUAGGGGAAUAUCACGGUUCCGCCGAUCAACAAUUAGAAGGUAAAGGGGUCAUGGUUAUGGAAAAAGUGCGGAGUCUUAGGAAGAAACCUAGCCGGUUCCGGAUGGAGAAGCUCAAUUUCUGGAAACGGAGCAAGAGCGCUAGUCCACCUGUCCCUGUUCCCGAUAUAUCGAGGAUCCAUAGGAGGGCUGGCAGUGAGGAUCAAUCUGUGCCAAGACUCACGAGGCAAUGCUGA